CCUGUUGCUGCUCUACAGCCUCUACACACAAGACCUGUUAGACUUUUCAACACCUCUUGGAGUUAGUAAACUGUCUGCUGCUGCUUUUGCACAUCACAAAUUCAUCACAACACUGAGGAUGAUGAUGGAUUCCUUCAUGUACAACACCCUAACUUUAAUCAUCAUCUGCAUGGCUCUGCAAGAGGGUUGUGGACACCCCUUAUCAGAUCGGGCAGAGCUGCCAACUCACGCUCCACUUUCACGGCAUGUCAGGACCAAACGCUGCUCCUGUAACAGCUGGGAUGAUAAAGAAUGCAUCUACUUCUGCCACCUGGAUAUUAUCUGGGUCAACACGCCAAGUAAACUCCUUCCGUAUGGUCUGGGAAAUCCCCUGUCUCGCCGUCGCCGUUCAGCCGACCGCUGCAAAUGCCUCAACCCAGCUGAUAAAUCUUGCUCCAGUUUCUGUCAUAAAAGCUCUCAGAAUCCAUGGACUGACGUUGUGGGCCCACUUGGAAAAUCUGAUAACAUAAACAGUAGCAAAUUGCUUGCAUCGUUCAGAUCUGCGGUUAAGUCCAAUAUGGCCAUCGCAAAAGACAAGAAGGUGGCUGGAGUCAACAGACGCAAGAGCAGAACGAGGAGGUAGAGGACUGAAUGAAAACCAGAAACGGUUCAAUCACCAUGAAUUCAAUCUCAUGGACAGGAGACUCCUCCAGCGGCCUUCAAUGGCAGCACCAGGGUUUUGAAACAUGUCUUACCAACUCUGGGGAUGCAGAGAUGGAAAGAUGGAAGGGACAGGAAGCAGGGGAUCAAGCAUUUGAUCAACAAAACAGAGCUUUGGAAGACUGGCAGCUGCCCAAUAUAGAGGCCCUAUGGCAGGAGCAAUGUUGGUUGGAGACGUUCAGAGUCAUCUCUUGAACUCUCCUUGAACUUUUCUGAACUUAAUAACAGUCUACAUCCAAGGAAGGAUCUUUCAAAGUCAAGGACGUGAGAACUGACUUUGGAACUAGUGGGCAACCACAUCAAGAAAGGUUACAAUGCCCCUUCGGUAACCAGUUAUUUGGUUCUUUGGGCAAAACUCUGGAUUGACUCAUCUACAAGGACAGUUUUAGAUCCACCACUCACCCAGACUGAGGAUUAUAGGAUCAUUAAGAAUUCCAGAGUCAUAUGAACUAUAAACUGUCCUUGAAACUAUUCAGUCAUUGCUGACUUUUAGUUUGGUUUAAUAUUCCUCUGUAUCAGAGCUGGAAUCUGCUGUCCUACCUAAUGUUUACGGCAAAUUAGCAAAUAGUAUUUCAAUUAUGAAGCUUACUUGAAAAUGGCAGCGUGAACACUCCUGGCACACACUGCCACAGUGAAAUGAAGGUCAUCUCUUUGCGAUUAAUCUAAUAAACAAUUAGCUUUAUACAACGUCCAUCGUCAGCUCUUCUAUACACACAUUUACAGUAUACUUUCUACUAGCAUAACAACUACAUUAGGUCUAUUGUCCUGGCUCAAGUGUUCCUUGCAUAGCUUUUGUUUAAUGUUUUGAUUGAAGAUAAGCCAGGAGGUUUCAAUGAUGUGCAGAUUGCCAAAAAAAUUGCAACAACUGUUUUUCUACCCUGACAUAUGUCCACGUUACUUUUCUGUAUAAGCUCCUGGGAAAUAUUCACCCUUGAUUUGUGCUAUGCACUUCAAAAACUAUUUAUCCAUUGCCCGCACAUUUUCUGUGCCAUGAAUCCAUUUAGUCCAUCUGCCCUGUUUGACUGCAGUCACCAGGAACUGAUUGAUAAAUGGAAAUAUAAACAAUGUAACAAUGGAAAAUAUUCAUCCCCAAUGCUGUAUACGAUGGAUAGUUUACCAGCUUGGAAGUUUACUGUUGAAUGCUGAAUGAUGGAAUUUAUUUAUUCUCUAACUUAUUCAGAGAUGUAUUUAUAUUUGUAGAAAUGAUGCAAUUGAUUGUAUAUGGG
Molecule: messenger RNA, 1925 nt
Organism: Xiphias gladius (swordfish)
Lineage: Eukaryota; Metazoa; Chordata; Actinopteri; Istiophoriformes; Xiphiidae
Gene: edn2
Product: endothelin 2
Exons: 5
Coding region: 119-622 (167 amino acids)
Biological process (GO): intracellular calcium ion homeostasis; regulation of systemic arterial blood pressure by endothelin; regulation of vasoconstriction
Cellular component (GO): extracellular region
Molecular function (GO): endothelin B receptor binding; hormone activity
Source: RefSeq, a predicted model, not a curated record